Molecule: messenger RNA, 2235 nt
Organism: Morchella sextelata
Lineage: Eukaryota; Fungi; Ascomycota; Pezizomycetes; Pezizales; Morchellaceae
Exons: 3
Coding region: 1-2235 (744 amino acids)
Biological process (GO): DNA integration
Molecular function (GO): nucleic acid binding
Source: RefSeq, a predicted model, not a curated record
AUGUCCUUCAUCGAUGAUUACACCUGCUUCGCAUGGAUAUACCUCCUGAAACAGAAAGAAGACGCAAAGAAGGCCAUCAAGGACUACGUUACAAGAAUCGAGAAACAGUAUAACACAACAAUACUGAGAUUCAGAACGGAUGGUGGCGGUGAAUACAUCAACAAGGACAUAACGAACUACUUCGAUUCACAAGGAAUAGUUCAUGAACAGACUCCCCCAUACACUCCUGAAUCUAAUGGAGUUGCAGAACGAUUCAACAGGAUGGUAACCACAAUGGUCAGGUGCAUGAUCAUGGACCACCCUAAGUCGUUAUGGGGAGAAUCAUACGCAACAGCUGUCUACCUCAAAAACAGGCUACCAUACAAAAACUCUAGGCCAGCAGGAAGCAAACUAGCACCCCGAGCGUAUGAAGGAAUCAUAGUUGGAUACUCAGACAGUAAUAAAAUAUACCGUAUCUGGAUAGGAACACAACAUAGGGUAAUUGAAAGUCGGGACGUCACAUUCCCCCCUCCUGAAUCAGGGGAAGUCUCAGUGGAACUCGACUUCAUCCCCAGCCUGAAACCAGAAACGGCAAAUGCACCAUCAGACGACGGAUACGAAUCAGAAGACAGGUCUGAUCCAGAACCCGAGUCAAAUGCAAUCGAAGAGAACCGUACAGAAAUGCCAGGAUUGUUCCCGGAAUCACCGGAACAGGUUAGAAAACCACCACCGGCUACACCACACAAGGGAAAAGAACCUGCCAUACCUAUGAGACAACCACGAGACCCAAGAGACAACUGGGAGAAAAUUCCAGCACCAGUCGUACCAUUCAAAGGAUUCAAAGGAAAACCUCUUGCGUCAACGACACCCAAAGGUACACCACCACAACCUCCAAAACGAUCAGAUCGAAUACGCCAGCGAAAAAAUAGAGCAAUUGAAAUGGAAGUACGAAGGAAAGAGUAUGACGAAAAGGUAGUAGAACAACAGAAGUUACUUUCAAGUUAUAUCGAAGAUGUGAAAGAAAACGGCCCAGGAGACAAAGCCUCUGAACAAGAAUUAAUCGAUCAAUACAAAGAAGACUUCAGACGUUAUAGGGCUGAGUUAGACACGGAAUAUCGAGACAUAUCCGAACUCCCCCCGAACUACCAAAUACACCUCGUAACAGAACCUUCCACUUUCAAUCAAGCUAUGCAGAGCGACGAUCAACACCUAUGGAAAAAGGCGAUACAGACUGAGAAAGACGCCCUUGACAAAGCCCAUACCUGGGAUAUAGUCAACAGACCAACCAACCGAGCAGUAGUCAAAGGGAAAUGGGUAUUCAAAGUGAAACACAACGCGGACGGAACAAUCGAGCGGUACAAAGCAAGGUACGUUGCUAAAGGCUUCACCCAAGUACAGUACCAAGACUACGAUGAGACCUUCGCCCCCGUUGCACGAUAUGAUUCUCUACGACUCCUACUGGCACUAGCUGCACACAACGGUUGGAUACCACAACAAAUGGACGUCAAGUCAGCCUUCCUGUAUGGUGUACUCAAGGAGGAAAUCUACAUGGAACUGCCUGAAGGCUACAGGCAGGACAACAAGGUUUGUAAACUUCGGAAAUGCAUAUACGGACUAAAACAAUCACCCCGUGAAUGGUAUGCUUGCCUAGCAGACUCCCUUCAACGGAAAGGAUUCGUCCCAGCCAAAUUCGACCCAUGUGUCUUCAUACAUAAGAACCACCAUCUAUACAUAUCGGUGUAUGUAGACGACAUCAUGAUAUUCGGACCCGACUCCCCAUUCAGAAAAGAAAUCAGACAACUACUCAAGGCAGAUUUCGAAUGUACGGAUCUCGGUAACUCGAAGUUCAUACUGGGAAUAGAAAUAACGGUAACCAACAACGGUAUCGCGCUAUCACAACGCGCAUACAUCAACAAGAUCCUGGAUAAAUUUGGAAUGAGUAACUGCAAACCAGUUGGCACACCACUCGAACCGAACCUCAACCUUCACAAAGGCGAACCGGAAGACCAAAUCGAGAAACCAACUGAGUACCAAUCCAUAAUAGGAUCACUGAUGUACGCAAGUAUAGUGUUACGGGCAUGCCAAGCAACACCACUAUCAACUCCGGUUCGCACCCACGAGGUGCGGUACGAUCGAUAUGCGACCAAAUGCGGAGUUGCGGUUUUCCUAGUUAAAAAACACGUUUUCGACCCCAAUAAUAACCCCCGGAGCGUCAAACCGCCGGAGGGGAGUGUUUUGGUACCGGUGGAUAUAUGA